AUGAAAAACCAUACAGAGAUAACGUUAUUCAUUCUUCGGGGAUUAACAGAUGACCCAGAGCUGCAAGUUCUGCUUUUUAUCUUUCUGUUUCUGACCUACAUGCUGAGUGUAACUGGCAACUUGACCAUCAUCACCCUCACUUUGCUGGAUCCUCACCUUAAAAUCCCCAUGUAUUUUUUCCUUAGGAACUUUUCCUUCUUAGAAUUGUCAUUCACAACUGUCUGCAUUCCCAGAUUUUUGUACAAUAUGUCAACCAGGGACUAUACUGUGACCUAUAAUGAAUGUUUCACUCAAUUAUUUUUUGGUAUCCUCUUUGGGGCCUCAGAAUUUUUCCUCUUGGCUGCCAUGUCCUAUGACCGUUAUGUAGCUAUCUGCAAACCACUACACUAUGCAACCAUCAUAAACAACAGAUCCUGUAACCAACUUCUUUUGGGUUGUUGGCUGUCUGGGCUAGUGAUCAUACUUCCACCACUUGGUGUGGCUCUUGAACUAGAAUUCUGUGACUCCAAUAUUAUUGACCAUUUUGUCUGUGAUGCAGCACCACUGCUAGAAAUUACUUGCUCUGAUACACAGUUCCUAGAAAGAAUGAUUUUAGCAUGUGCUGUGUUAACACUCAUUAUCACCUUAGUGUUAGUGGUUCUAUCUUAUGCCUGUAUUGUCAGGACUAUUCUGAGAUUCCCCUCAGCAGAGCAAAGGAAAAAAGCUUUUUCCACAUGUUCCUCUCACAUGAUUGUUGUCUCCAUGACUUAUGGAACCUCCAUCUUCAUCUAUAUCAAACCUUCUGCAAAAGAAGGAGUGGCUAUGAAUAAGGUGGUAACACUGCUUGCAACCUCAGUGGCACCAGUAAUGAACCCCUUUAUUUACACCCUGAGAAAUAAACAAGUGAUACAAGCUUUUAGGGACACCUUCAAAAGGAUUCUAUUGAUUUCAAAGCUAUGA
Trichosurus vulpecula (common brushtail) is the source of this 939-nucleotide messenger RNA. Its product is annotated as olfactory receptor 6C2-like. The transcript has a single exon. Gene Ontology annotation, biological process: G protein-coupled receptor signaling pathway. Gene Ontology annotation, molecular function: G protein-coupled receptor activity; olfactory receptor activity. The coding region runs from base 1 to 939 and encodes 312 amino acids. Gene Ontology annotation, cellular component: membrane. Lineage: Eukaryota; Metazoa; Chordata; Mammalia; Diprotodontia; Phalangeridae. The record is from RefSeq and is a predicted model, not a curated record.